Messenger RNA from Psammomys obesus (fat sand rat), 2336 nucleotides. RefSeq names its product protein O-glucosyltransferase 1 (gene Poglut1). Gene Ontology annotation, molecular function: UDP-xylosyltransferase activity; UDP-glucosyltransferase activity. The record is from RefSeq and is a predicted model, not a curated record. Lineage: Eukaryota; Metazoa; Chordata; Mammalia; Rodentia; Muridae. Gene Ontology annotation, cellular component: endomembrane system. The coding region runs from base 67 to 1245 and encodes 392 amino acids. Gene Ontology annotation, biological process: protein O-linked glycosylation; positive regulation of Notch signaling pathway. The transcript has 11 exons.
CCAUCCCUGUGCUGGGCGGCGCGCUUCCGCCGGCGUGCGGAUCUGAAUCCGCAGUGGUGUGCGGUGAUGGAGCGGCGGGCAGGCUGUCGGCUUAGGCCGUGGAUGCUGUUAGUGCUCCUGUUGCCGGUGCAGGGCCGCCAGAAGGAGUCAGGCUCAAAAUGGAAAGUAUUUAUUGACCAAAUUAACAGGGCUUUGGAGAAUUAUGAACCAUGUUCAAGUCAAAACUGCAGCUGCUAUCACGGCAUCAUAGAAGAGGAUCUGACUCCUUUUCGAGGUGGUAUCUCCAGGAAGAUGAUGGCUGAAGUGGUCAGACGGAAGCUAGGAACCCACUACCAGAUCAUUAAGAACAGGUUAUACAGGGAAGAUGACUGCAUGUUUCCCUCCAGGUGUAGUGGUGUCCAACACUUUCUUUUGGAAAUUAUUAGUCGCCUCCCUGACAUGGAAAUGGUAAUCAAUGUACGAGAUUACCCUCAGGUUCCUAGAUGGAUGGAGCCUACCAUUCCUGUCUUCUCCUUCAGUAAGACAUCGGAGUACCAUGAUAUCAUGUAUCCUGCAUGGACAUUUUGGGAAGGGGGCCCUGCUGUGUGGCCACUGUAUCCUACAGGUCUCGGACGGUGGGACCUCUUCAGAGAAGAUAUGAUGAGGUCAGCAGCACAGUGGCCAUGGGAAAAGAAAAAUUCUACAGCGUAUUUCAGAGGAUCAAGGACAAGCCCAGAAAGAGAUCCUCUCAUUCUCCUAUCUCGGAAAAAUCCGAAACUCGUUGAUGCAGAAUACACCAAAAACCAGGCCUGGAAAUCUAUGAAAGAUACCUUGGGAAAGCCAGCUGCUAAGGAUGUGCACCUUAUAGACCACUGCAAAUACAAGUAUCUGUUUAAUUUUCGAGGUGUGGCUGCAAGUUUCCGGUUCAAACACCUCUUCUUGUGUGGUUCGCUGGUCUUCCAUGUUGGUGAUGAGUGGGUAGAAUUCUUUUACCCACAGCUAAAGCCAUGGGUUCACUACAUCCCAGUUAAAACAGACCUCUCCAAUGUCCAGGAGCUGUUGCAAUUUGUAAAAGCAAAUGAUGAUAUUGCUCAGGAAAUUGCUGAAAGGGGAAGCCAGUUCAUCAUAAACCAUUUGCAGAUGGAUGACAUCACCUGUUACUGGGAGAACCUCUUGACUGAAUACUCCAAAUUCCUGUCCUACAAUGUAACAAGAAGGAAAGAUUAUAAUCAGAUCAUUCCCAGACUUUUGAAAACUGAACUAUAGUAUCUGUCAGAGAACAAGAGUCCUGACAGUGAAUCUGAGAUGUUCUGUGGUAAAAUACCAUGAGCAUGAACCUAUACCCUGAAUACCUUUGGCCAAGCCAAACACCCAGUUUUCCUUAUCAUGUCUAAUCCAGAGGGACUCUUGAGAAAGAUCUAAAAUGUGUGUAAUGAACAGAAACGAAGCAGCUCGGCCCUUUGAAAUCAUGAAAUAAGGAUUUGGAACUGCAUUCUAACCCUCAUUUUUUUAUGAUCAAUCAGAGCUUGUGCCUCAGGUCAUCUACACGCUUCAUCACUGUGAAACUGACUGGGUCCACGUGAAGAUGCCCUCUUGUCCUGUUAUUUGGAGCCAACCAUUGAUCAUUGGGAAUGAGUACAAUACACUAGCAACUCUGAAGUUAUUCUAGGCCCAAUCUCUGUUCUUUUAUUUUACUAUGGAGUUUGUGAAAAAUCCUAUGGUGUUUGUGAGAAAUACCACAGUGAUCAUUCUUUCAAGAGUCUAAAGAAAGAGGAGCUCUGCCAUGCAGUGCUGUUGGAGUUCUUUGGCACUCAGGAAGUUUCUAUAAUGCCUCAGUUGCAUGAGUAACUUUUGCAGUUAGAUUUCGAGUUCCCAUUUUGUGCCUUUAUACCCUUUGUCUCUCUAAAAAAGAGAGAGAAAGAGAAAUUUAUUUUCUAAUAUGUUCAGGAAGCAGUCUCAUUGUGCCCCUGCAAUUCUAGCACUGCUGAAGUAGAAACAGGAAGAUACGUUCAUGGCCACCUUCAGCUAACACAAGAGCUUAAGGGCAGCGUGGCUACGCCUGGUCCUGUCUCAUAAAUCUAACUCACGUUUUGCACACCUUUUAUUUUGCCUUCUUAAGUUAGUGACUGCAGGACUGUCUCAAUUUGCAGACACCACAAUCUUCAUAUGUGAAGAUUACAUCAUGAAGUGGCACUUGAUAGAGCUUUCAUUUUUUACUCCUAUAUGAGGAAAUUUAGUGCAGAUAAUUAUUGAAGAACUUCCUCAUUACCCUCCUGGAAAAGAUAGAAGGACAGCUUGUGUCAAGUUAAAGCUCCAGUGUCACUUCUUUGAACGUUGUUCUUGGCAGUUAGUGGCUA